Messenger RNA from Schistocerca piceifrons (Central American locust), 1622 nucleotides. Its product is annotated as alanine--glyoxylate aminotransferase 2, mitochondrial-like. Gene Ontology annotation, biological process: glyoxylate catabolic process. Gene Ontology annotation, molecular function: pyridoxal phosphate binding; L-alanine:glyoxylate transaminase activity. Lineage: Eukaryota; Metazoa; Arthropoda; Insecta; Orthoptera; Acrididae. Gene Ontology annotation, cellular component: mitochondrion. The record is from RefSeq and is a predicted model, not a curated record. Bases 61 to 1545 code for a protein of 494 amino acids. The transcript is spliced from 10 exons.
AGUAAUAAACAGGCAGAUGUGGCGCCCGUCUACAACUCAUAAGUCCUACCGCCUGAGAACAUGUCUUCCGUAAUGCGCCGCGGACUCGCGAGGGGUGGUUUACAAUGGAGAACAUACUCAACAGUGACUGAAGAACCAAAAUUACCUCCUUGUGAUUUUAAGCCACAGCCAUACAAGGGUCACAGUUAUGGAUCAGCAAAAGAAAUUCAACAGAAAAAUGUUGUUCCUUGCUUAGCUCCUGUGUAUAAAGAACCCCUUCUGCUUCACCAGGGGUACAAGCAAUGGCUGUUUGACCACAAUGGGAAACGAUAUCUAGAUUUAUUUGCUGGAAUUGUAACAGUCAGUGUGGGACAUUGUCAUCCGAAAGUAAAAGAUGCUUUGGUCACACAAGCAAAUUCACUGUGGCAUACAAGUAACCUUUUUAUGCAUCCAAAGCUACAUGAAUAUGCUCAAAAACUGACAGCCAAACUGCCUGAUAAGUUAAAUGUUGUGUAUUUUGUGAACAGUGGCUCUGAAGCCAAUGAUCUUGCCAUGUUGCUUUGCAGAUCAUACACGAAUAACUAUGACAUAAUCGCUCUGCGAAAUGCAUACCAUGGUAUGAGUCCAUAUACAGCAGGUUUAGUUGGAAUUUCUGUCUGGAAGCCUGAUAUACCAAUUGGAUCUGGUGUUUAUCAUACAAUGAAUCCAGAUGUGUUCCGAGGAGUGUGGGGUGGAAAAUAUUGUAGAGAUUCACCCGUACAGACAGUACGCAAAUGCAAUUGCAGCCCAUCAUGCUGUGAGGCAUCAAGCAGAUACAUUGAUCAGCUGGAAGAAAUUCUUCAAACCUCUGUUCAUAAGAAGAGAGUUGCUGGCUUUUUUGCUGAAUCCAUACAGGGAGUUGGUGGAACAGUCCAAUAUCCAAAAGACUAUCUUAAAAAGGCAUUCAAGAUAAUAAAAGACAGUGGAGGCCUCUGUGUGUCAGACGAGGUGCAAACUGGGUUUGGAAGAACAGGAGACCACUUCUGGGGAUUUGAGGGACAUGAUGUGCAGCCUGACAUUGUAACAAUGGCAAAAGGUAUUGGAAAUGGAUUCCCACUGGCAGCUGUCGUCACUACAACAGAAAUUGCACAAUCUUUAACGAAAUCCCUGCAUUUCAACACAUUCAGUGGAAAUCCACUUGCCUGUGCUGUCGGAACAGCUGUUCUGGAGGUUAUUGAAGAAGAAAAGUUACAAGAAAACUGCAAGAUAGUGGGAACAUAUAUGCUCACAAAACUCUCUGAACUACGAGACAAGUUUGACUGCAUUGGUGAUGUUCGGGGAAAAGGUCUAAUGAUAGGUGUUGAAAUGGUAAAGGACAAAAAUCAAAUGAAACCAAUGGCUGCAUCUGACAUUUUAGAUAUUUGGGAAGAAAUAAAGAAACACGGCAUAAUUAUUGGGAAAGGAGGUGCCCAAGGAAAUGUAUUCCGCAUUAAACCACCGAUGUGCAUCACCAAAGAAGAUGUAGAUUAUACAAUUUCUGUACUUGACAAAGUUUUGACAAAAUAUGUAGAAAAAACAAAGCACUAAAAACUGAACUACAAACAAAAAUGGCACAAUCAUUUUGACCUCAUCCUAUGAGUCUACAAAUUUAUUUCCCUUUAUAG